UACGGCAAAUGGCGAUAAUAUGCCGAUCAGCAAUAAUUGUGCAUAUAAGAACAGAUUUCGCAUGAACUUACAGUUGGUCUUAAGAUUUGGAAACUUGGUGAGCGCGUACUUACUUACAGGUAUUCGUCUUAGGACACUCAUAUCUUUCAAGCUCAAACUUAAAAUUAAAGACAUUGACAGCUUAGAAAGACAUAACAUGUCAACCACGUGCCAGGAGCCAACCAAGUAGUACCAAGUAAUGCCAACCAAGUACGGAAGCACUAAAAUACGACUUUCGUUUUACCUUUAGUGGUACGUUUUCUUACGUUUACGUCAUACGAAAAUGUCUGGUUGUCAGUCUAUUCCAGAAUAUUACGCUGGCAAAUGUAUCUUUAUUACUGGAGGAACGGGCUUUCUUGGCAAGGUUUUGAUAGAAAAAUUACUUCGUAGUUGUCCAGACAUUAGAAAGAUUUACUUGUUGGUUCGACCUAAAGGUGAUGUUGGAUGUGAAGAGCGUGUUCGAGAGAUACUUGACUCUGAGCUUUUCGCAAGAGUUCGUGAAAUGCGUGCACAUUACAAUGACAUUGUUGUCGUGAUGAAAGGGGACAUGUCAGAGCCAAGACUUGGGUUGUCUGAGAGCAACAUACAGAUUCUUGAAGAAAACGUUGAAAUUGUAUUUCAUUCUGCGGCUACUGUUAGAUUUGAUGAAGAACUUAGGUUGUCUUUGAAGCUGAAUGUUAAUGGCCUGGACAAUGUUUUGAAACUUAGCGGAAAUAUGAAGAAUCUUGAGGCGUUCAUUCACGUCUCGACAGCCUACUCCAAUUGUGACAGAGAUUAUAUUGAGGAAAAAUACUAUCCACCGUCAGUUGAUGCAAAAAACGUGUUGGAAAUAACCUAUUGGAUGAAUGAUGGUAUGAUCAAAGAAGUGACCCCAGCUCUUUUGGAAAAGAGACCUAACACAUAUACCUUUACAAAGUCUUUGGCAGAGUCCUUGUUGUUCAAGCGCAAAUAUGACAUGCCAAUCGCUGUAUUUCGCCCAUCUAUUGUUGGUGCCAGCCUCAGAGAACCAAUGCCGGGCUGGAUUGACAAUUUCAAUGGUCCUAGUGGCUUGUUCGUGGCGGCUGGUAAAGGUGUGCUGCGGUCAAUGAUCGGUGAUGUGAAUGCUGUGUCGGAUAUUAUUCCCGUGGACAUUGCAGUUAACAUGAUGGUGUGUAUUGGCUGGUAUACUGGUACUAAACGACCACAAAACAUUCCGAUAUUUCAUUGCACGACUGGUUUGUUAAAUCCUGUCACAUGGGGUGAUUUAGGUCGUAUUGUAUCUCCUUAUUUGUGGGAAUAUCCGUUUGAGAAAGUGUUCAGACGGCCAAAUUUUGCUUUCGAAGCAAAGGAGCUUGCCUUUACGUAUUAUACGUAUAUAAGUCACAAAAUUCCAGCAUGGAUUGCCGAUAUCUUGGCAAAAUUCAUUGGACAGAAGCCAAGAAUGCAAAAGAAUUAUGUUAAAUUGGAAAAAGCGAUGACAACUCUUGGAUAUUUUACCAAAAGAGAAUGGACGUUCAAGAUGGACAACUACGACCUACUUUUGGACGAACUAGAGGGAUCAGAUCGUCAGGAAUUUAUGUUUGACGUUCGCCGUAUUGAAUGGGAUGCUUACUUCAGGGACUUCGUCAUUGGUAUUAAAAAAUAUUUGCUGAAAGAGGAUCCAUCGGAUCUCACUGCUGCUAAAAGAAGAUUUAAAAGAUUGCGUAAUGUUCGUUGGAUUACGUACUUCGUGUCAGCUGUUUUGAUGUGGACGGUGAUGGUGAAAAAAAUUCCAUCAAUGCGAUCUUUAUGGUAUUCAUGUGUAGAUAACGCAUUGAAAAUGUUUGGCUACCUUAGCGUGCUUGAAAAACUACCUUGGAAACUCUAAGACAAAUUACAAAACUAACGAUAUUUACUCUGGAAAGUAGUUAAUUUAUAUUUGUAGGUCAUUAUGGAAUAUUAUUACAUUUAAAUCGACACAGUA
Molecule: messenger RNA, 1981 nt
Organism: Xenia sp. Carnegie-2017
Lineage: Eukaryota; Metazoa; Cnidaria; Anthozoa; Malacalcyonacea; Xeniidae
Product: fatty acyl-CoA reductase 1-like
Exons: 15
Coding region: 323-1885 (520 amino acids)
Biological process (GO): long-chain fatty-acyl-CoA metabolic process
Cellular component (GO): peroxisome
Molecular function (GO): alcohol-forming very long-chain fatty acyl-CoA reductase (NADP+) activity
Source: RefSeq, a predicted model, not a curated record